Coniophora puteana RWD-64-598 SS2 is the source of this 3528-nucleotide messenger RNA. RefSeq lists its product as uncharacterized. NCBI's taxonomy places the organism in Eukaryota, Fungi, Basidiomycota, Agaricomycetes, Boletales, Coniophoraceae. The record is from RefSeq and is a predicted model, not a curated record. The coding region runs from base 497 to 3283 and encodes 928 amino acids. The transcript has 5 exons.
CUGAAACAAGCUUCGAAGGCAUACUAAGAAAACACACUACAUGAGAUAGAGAACUUACCCUCUCCACGGAAUAGCUGUCUAGGAGAUGCCAUGUUGGAAGCAGGAAGGAAUAGCGAUUAGGAAUGACAAGGACCAGAGGCGCGGCGGAGAGAGCGCGGGCGGCCAGGCACUGCGGUCUUCGGAGGGCCGGAGGGUGCCGAAAUUACGCGAACAGGCGCGUGUCAAGAGCCAGGAAAGGGAGAGUGCAGUUCACCGCCUCUCCCAGCGUGCUCACCUGUGGUCCUCGUCCAGAUCCACCGAGCUCAGCACCGACACCACAACACCGCGCACAGUCUCACCAACUUAUACCUAGGCCUCUUCAGCGCAAGGCUAUCCUCUCCUUUACGCCACACCCUCUUAAUCUAUCUCCCUUGUGUAUUCCCAUUGUCCUACCAGGCUACCACCACGACCCAUUCACGACCCCAACCACCAUUAUUCCGUUCCACACGCGUCCACCAUGGCCCAAGCUGUGUUUCAUGAACAUCCAUUGGAGGAGUACCUUGAGGAAACCGACGAUUUGUUCGACACUAUGCCCGGCGGAUCACCGGAUCUGACGCCUUCAACGCAAGACGCCAUUCCACAUCUCCUUAAGAAUAGCGAGCACCUGGAAAAGUUAUGCUUCCUUAUUUUCGGGGCCGUGGAGCUCGUCAGCUCCUUCUUCUCCCCCGAACGCUCUUCCAAGCGUGCCCAGGCAUUCGCAGAGCGCUUCAAGUACGGCGUUAUUUCCUCGUCGCUCCUCGUAUCAUCCACCUUCUCUUCCACCCCCGCACCAAGUCGUCGCUCCUUUUCACCCUCAUUUCCCGGUAAACUCCAACAUGGCACCCACAGCCGCAACACAAGCACCGCCGACAGCACCCUCGCAGAUACGUCGCCCGUCGACAAGUUCUCUACCUCAGUGGCUGCGGAGGCCGACACACCGCUGUGGCCCGUCACUUCCCUCGCGUCCGUCGCGAUUGCAGCUUUCAGCGCGGGCUUCUAUGCUUUCGCUGUCAUGUUCAUAUGUGGUACCCUGUACUACGUGUAUGCUCACAAGCUGGAUCUGCACACCAGACCGGAUGUGGUGACUCCUUCACUGGAGGCACUCAAGAGUCUCAUCUCUGCUGGUGAGGUUUGGGAUUCUGUUGUACACGAUACUCUCGAUGCUAUUGAGAAUGAGGAGCGAGCUAUGCUUUACGGCUCCCUAGCUCCGACCUCACCAUCAUCCCCUCUUCGCGUCGCUCUGAACUCGUCCCUCCACACCACCCAAACACAGUGCGACAACAUUCGCCAACUUUUUUCCGCCAUCACCUCCCCUACAGAGCUCUCUCAGAUGACUGAGAUGUACGCCCCAUCAUCGCCAACAAUCGCUACCCUUUCGUUGGGUGAUUCACCGCGACCACUCUCGCUCCCUAGUAAACGUGAACGUGCGACAUCGAUAUCGGAUAAUAAGCGCGCGACAUGGAAUGGGUCAUACGCUGCCCUUGCGCGUGCCGGUGCUCCCCCGGUCCAGCUCGCCAGAAGACGCAGCGGGAAGCGGAGAUCGGACAUGUCAGCUCUCCUAGAGGCCUCGACCCCCUCGCGCCCCUCAAGUAUCAGUGCGCCAGCGAGCCCGUCUGCAGGAGGCGAUCUGCCUGGAGUGCAAGAGGAAAGUAAUACGUCACUAGACCCCGAGAAGCGCGGACUGGGCCAGGACGGUGACGACCCCGAAAACUACUUCGGACUCGCUGCUCUCCAAAUGAAACGCCAGACUCGCAGUGAUGGCCUGCAGAACCUCCUCCUCUCAUCCUCCGACAAACGCACGAGCAUGUCCUCUCUUUCGUCUACCACUGUGCACUCCAGAACUUCGCCAAGUCUUUCCCCGUUGGGUCGGUACGCAACGAAACAGAAGCAGAAGCAGAAAAAUAUGUCGAGGCAUCCGUUAUCUGUCGCGUCGUUGCACCAGGCGCUGUCCGGUGCGCUUGCGGCGAAGCGGUACACGUGCUCGCACCUCCUCGCGCUCCGGUUUGAGGACGACGAGGACGAGACGUAUUGGGAGGACGUGCGGUCUGUGAUGAGCCUGCUGACGAGCUCGCUGGUGGACGCGGCGGCGCGGUUGGGCGAGGCGCUUGACUCGGAAGAGUACGGAGACACGAUAGAUGCGGAUGCCGUGUCCGAUGGCUCGCUCGAGGGGCGCCACGGUCUGAGCGCCAACCAUUCGCCGGCGAGCAGCACGUCGCCCACGCCCUCGCGGAGACAUGCACAGCUGCCGUCGCUGUCGCAGGGGCUUGUGGUCGCCAGUAAUAACGCUACCGCAGGUGCGAGCUUGGGUUCACCGGGCUUUGCGCCAAUGCCCUCGCAUAUUGCCAGAUUCGCGGGCCACAUGGACGCGAUCACGGCUGCGCUCGACGACGCGCGGAGUAACCUCGAAGAAUGCGUCGCUGCGCUGCGCAGGGACGCGCUCAACCCCUCCCCGUCGCACAGCCGGCACGCCUCCUCUACCUCUUCCGCACCACCACCGUCGCCAGCAGAGCACGCAGCGGUGCAGGCGUACGAGCGCGUGCGGCGCGAGCUUGGCAUUGCGCUGAGGGAGUGCGAGCGCGGUCGCGAGCCCCUGCUGUGCGCGGUCGUCCCGCCUCCCCCGAGCCCGGACAGCGAGGCGGACGAUCUGCCCAUCCUCGGUCCCGAUCUGGGCAGCGACGAGAGCCACGAGGAGCCGUCGCCUGUCGCUGAGUCGUCGCUCCACCACCGACACCAGCGCUCGCUUUCCCAGCACGGGGACAUCGGGCUCACGGUCGUCACGCCCGAAGGGGACGCCGUAGAUCUGGACGACACGCGGCUGCUGCGCGCUGAGAGGCUCGAGCCGCCCGGCGUGGAGCAGGUGUUCGAGGCGGAAGUGGGCGCCGGGCUGACGUGGGCGCGCGAGCGGAGCAAAAUGUCGCGCGAGGAGAGAAUCAAGCUCGUUAAGGCGAAGCGCGAGAGUGCCGCUGCCGGGCUCGGAAUUCGGUCGAAUGCCGGAGCGGAAGCUGAGGCUGAGGAGGUGGCGAGGCUCAGGAAAGAGCUGUGGGGCCCCGGCGGGGAGGUUGUGCAGGAGCUUAAAGACGUGAUUUAUAAGGUCGGUGAGCGGAGGCGGCGGAUGACGGAGGAGGCGCGCGCGACGAGGCAGGGGACGCCGUCGCCUGUGUCUGCGCCUGCGCCUGCGUUGGUGUUUACGCCUGAUGUGUCGUCGAUAUGGGCCCCGGAGGAUGUGCCCCUGCCGACGUCGCCAUCACCAUCACCGUCGCCGUAAUAUGUAGGCAAUCUAACGACUGGGAGGCGAGAAGGAGGUAAUUCGUGAAGGAAGGUAGACCGUUUGAUAUAUACGCGCACUUAUCACGCACUCGCACCGCACCGCAACCGCAACCGCACCGACAUACAUACACACGUUUCGCUCUGAUAUCAUAGUUUAUAGUAUUCUCACUAGCGUUAUUCCUAUACAUAUAGUACAUGGAGAACUUGCAAUGUCAAUAUGACGAUAGCUGAUUUGUUGCGUCG